CCAAAGAAGAAGAAGAUGAGCCGUAAAUUAUCCUUCUGGUUUCCAUUACAAUGCUAAAAUCCUCUAGCCUGCUGUCCAGCCUAACGUUACUCUCGACAUUUCAGUUCACGGUGGAUAUUAUGUGUUCAACUGGACCCUCUCGCCUUUCUCAGUGCUGGUGACUGUGUGAUAAAUAUGUUCCCUUGCAGAUUUUUACUCUAAUCGCUACCCGGUGACAGGACCUUAUAUCUUUUGCCACCGCCUGACUAUUCCAGUCUGCCCAUGCUAUAAUACAGUCAGUGAUGCUGGAUGCUGCUAAAUAACAAGCAUUUUGGGGGGUGGGGUUGGUGGGUGGUGGUGGUGGUUGAGGACUCUAACUAAACUCAUCAAAAGACUGCCAUGUUUGUGUUUAGAAUGAGAAACUGAGCCAGGAGGAAGUGGAAAGCAAGUGAGCCUGAAGGGGCUGAAGUGCUUGUGUUGGUGAUAUAAAAGAAAAGCCAUCCUAUCAGUAGGUUGGCAGCACCUGAGGCAGCCAGGCCCUGAGGAUGACUAGCCUGUUCAGGCGCAGCAGCAAUGGAGGCUCCAGAAGUAGUGGAAGUGGUGGUGGGGGCGGUGGCAGUGGGCAGGGGCAGCUCAACAACAGCAGGCCCAACCGGCAGGUUCGACGACUGGAGUUCAACCAGGCCAUGGAGGACUUCAAAACCAUGUUUCCCUCUAUGGACUAUGAGGUGAUUGAGUGUGUGCUGCGCUCCAACAACGGAGCUGUGGAUGCCACCAUCGACCAGCUGCUCCAGAUGAGCAUUGACGGACAGGAUUCAGAUGACAGCUCAGACUCAGAUGACAGCAUCCCACCAGAGAUUCUGGAGCGAACACUGGAGCCUGACAGUUCAGAUGAGGAACCACCUCCAGUCUACUCUCCACCAUCUUAUGAUAUGCACAUUUAUGACAGGAAAUACCCAGAAUCCCCACCAACACCCCUGCCAAGAUUUGAAGCAGAGGCAGGUCACCAGCAAGUCAGAAGUUACCGGAACUGGAACCCUCCUUUGCUUGGAAAUCUCCCAGAUGAUUUUCUGCGGAUCCUGCCACAGCAGUCAGACAGUAUAAAGAUGAGCUCUCAGAGCAGUCUAUCCCAGCCUUCAUCAUCAUCCUCCUCCUCAGUUUCUUCAAUAAGCCAAUGGACAGCCCAGACUGGUUCUCAGUCUGGAGCUGCAGGGAACACUGGAGAUCCAGGUUUGACGACGGGAGUUGUAGAGCAAGACAAGAAACUGAAGCAGUAUCUGGAAGACGAGCGCAUCGCCUUGUUCCUGCAGAAUGAGGAGUUUAUGAGAGAGCUGCAACGCAACCGCGAGUUCCUCAUCGCCUUAGAGAGAGAUCGCUUGAAGUAUGAAUCAAAGAAAUCAAAGUCCAAUCAUUCAUCUAGCACGGAGAAUUCAACAGGAGAACAGUACUCUGCAGCUUCAGUGGAGGCCGUCUCAGAUGACGCACUGUUCAGAGCCAAACUCAAACACAUGGGCAAAUCAACGAGAAAGAAGCUGUUUGAAAUUGCGAGAACGUUCUCAGAAAAGACAAAGAGGAGGAAGUCAAAAAGAAGGAUGCUGCUGAAGCACCAUUCAUUGGGCUCAGCCAACUCUACAGCCAAUCUCCUCGACGAUGUGGAGGGAAACCCCUGUGAGGAAGAUAGCCAGCCUAGAAGAGCAAACACUCAGGAAGAGAAUGAACAACGCAAAGAGCCGAUAUCAUGAUCCUCCGAUGCUGCACCAUAUCAGGGUUACCAUGGCGAUGACUGCAUGACCCAUGGCUGGUGGCCUUGCAGCUCUUACUGUCCCCACCUGCUCACCCCAUCCAAAUCGAAACCAGCCAAUUUCAGGCUCAGCAAUGAGUUUUAGACUGUUCCCAUUACUGGGCUGUGUAUAAAUGCAUUAUCUCUGUAUUAUAACACUUUGUUUUUGUAUGUAAAGCUAUGUAAAGCAAAAUGCAUUAGUCUCACCAAUAUUUGUUAAGAGUUAUCCUUUAAUCCAAUGAGAGGAACACUAGCAGUGAUAUUGCCAUAUGAACCUUUGUUACUCUUCCAGUCUUGUACAAGUCUUGUAAAGGCCCCCUGGGUCCCUAAGGCUGGGUUUUUCAAAUCCCAAGUGUACACAUGCCCCUUUAUAUUAAACAAGGUAGAGUUUUUUUUACCAUAUCUUGUUAACCCAAUUGUUAUAUGUUGCUUUUUUUUUAAACAUCAGGACUUAUGUAACUGAAAUUCUUGUGUGUCAGAAUAUUAUGGCCAAUAAAGUUAUUGCUGCCCAAAUAUCAAAACUUCUCCAUGGCCAUAAUAACCUGCUAAUCACAUUUAAAGAACUGUGUUUUUAGAAAGCAUGUUUGGAAUAAUGGACUUGAAUUCUGCAGCGUUUGGAGCAGUUUACUAGUUUGGCUUGUUAGGCAAGGUGAAAAAAGUAUAAUUCAAUCUAUUGUAGCACCACUAACGACACAGUUGGCACAGGUACCAGUUGUGAUGAGCCAUGUUGUCAGAACAUUAAACAAGGAUGACGGACCAUGAGCAAACAGGGUUAUCACACAAAGAAUAACUUACUAAGUUUCAAAAGGCUAACUGAAUGAGUCUGUGUAACUGUAAAGCCAUGAUAUACUUGAAACUAAUUAUUGUAAUUUUUAGAAAGUGUGUCAGUCCAAGUCCAAAGGUUUAUGCCUUUUCUGAAUGAACACACUCAAAGGCAUUGUGAAAAGGCUGCAGUCAGAGAGGGCUAUGAUUUGAUAAUGAUUUAAAUUUGGCAUAAUUGCACAUUUUCAGACAGUCUCCUUGAAAUCAUUCACAAUGUUGGACUCAAUUGUACUCAUGAAAGAAGACAGAGGUACUUGUGUGAAGAAUGAAAAGAUCUUGAGAGAAGUUCAAACACCUGGCCAAUUAUACAGUGUCAAGGGAGUGUGUUUGUGUGGUUGUCUGUUUCUGAGAGAAACAAAAAUUGUCAAGUGCAGAGCCCACCCUGUGCUGUUGUUGGAAAAGUGUGGUUUGAGGGGUCAGAUGCUGGUUGACUAUUCAACUUGGUGUGAAGCAUACUGAGGCAUUUGGAUAAAAAAGGUCAGUUUUCUACAUAACAUAUGGUUGUCAUACCUACGGACUUAUCAAAUCAAUACAUUCCUACAAUAAGGUAGCACAUUUUUGAGUGAUGAUGGCACAGACUGGCAUUUGUGGGCAAUACUGUAUAUUUAUGUUUUUUUGGGAACAUUGCUGUCAGCUUGCCUAUUGAACCAAACUAGGAGUCUGAAUACACUGCUCUAGACAUGUUUGUCUAUAAACUACUACUAUAAAUAUUCUGCCAAGUUUCCAGAAUUCAAGAUUUGAACUUGAAAGAUUUUUGCAAGAUGAUAUAGAAAUAAAAAAUAUCACUGAC
Messenger RNA from Micropterus salmoides (largemouth bass), 3371 nucleotides. It is a transcript of the gene cuedc1b, whose product is annotated as CUE domain containing 1b. The record is from RefSeq and is a predicted model, not a curated record. NCBI's taxonomy places the organism in Eukaryota, Metazoa, Chordata, Actinopteri, Centrarchiformes, Centrarchidae. Gene Ontology annotation, molecular function: ubiquitin binding. The transcript has 11 exons. Bases 525 to 1721 code for a protein of 398 amino acids.